This is a messenger RNA of Botrytis sinoallii, 3180 nucleotides long. RefSeq lists its product as uncharacterized. Gene Ontology annotation, cellular component: cytoplasm. The record is from RefSeq and is a predicted model, not a curated record. Gene Ontology annotation, biological process: chromatin remodeling. The transcript has 3 exons. Bases 50 to 3097 code for a protein of 1015 amino acids. Lineage: Eukaryota; Fungi; Ascomycota; Leotiomycetes; Helotiales; Sclerotiniaceae.
CAAAAAUGUUCUGGUCUGCAGAUGGUGAAGUUGAACACUUUAGAAAUAGAUGGAUUCAAGAGUUCUUAAGACAAGAAAUGAAAUAUUUCAGGAGCUCAAACCAUACUGCGUUAACUUGAGCCAAUUGGCACUGAAGAAUGCCGGCGACAGCAGCUCUCUAAUAUCGUCAACGGAAAACCUUCUUGGCGCAUUGCGGCGAAGUUGUGAAAAUGAAGCUUUCGACGAGAAGCUGGCAGAUUAUGUCUUCUUCCCAUUAUCCCAGAUCCUGCGUUCGAAGCAAAAGUAUACGGACAAACUAUCGGAGCUCACUCUGAAAUGUUUAAGGCUACUACUGGAACAAGGAUGGCGAAACCAUAUUGCGAUGGAUCUUGCCAAGCAACUCAUGAUCCUGCUGACGUUGAUGAUCGGAGGAGUACCGGGACAAGCUCCAAUGGAAGCCCCAGAAGAACUCGUUCUUGAAGCUCUGGCUGCCCUUGCAGCUUUAUUUGACGACUUGGCGCGUGUUCCAGAGGCAUCCGUUACAAUCACUGCCGAGACCACCAUACCAGCAGUUGGACACUGUAUUACAUCGAUACUCGAUGCAAUCACGGAUGGCCCAUCGACAGAGAUCCAGUCAGAAGGGUUGAAUGCUUUGAAAGCUGCAUGGAAUUGCAUCAAAGAUGUACAGGCUCAUGCUAGUUUCCUUCCAGGCACAGUCUCAGCCCUCACGAAAUGCCUCACCCCCACUACAACAUCUCGAAGGUCACAGAAAACUAUUGUUAUGGCAUUAGAAAGUCUACUACUGGUUUUAACCACACUAUUGAGCGAUGUCAAGACUCGUACUAUCAGGGCAAGCAGGAAUACAGGGAUGGAAGUGGAAAACAAGCGCGAGAAUGACAUGCUUACGAAAUCCUGGCUCACUGCAACCACUUCUCAGAUAAAGCUCUCUCUAGCAAAUGUCGUAAAGUUGCGUACACACAAAUCUAAUAGUGUCCGUGUCUCACUCAAUCGAUUUUGCAUCGUUCUAUUGGAUGAAUGCCAUGAUACAUUGGUUGAUUCGACUUCUAUUCUGGUGGAGACCUGUUUGUCAUUAGUUGGCGCAGAAGAUCCUCUUGAUGCUAGCACAACUUCCAUUGUGGACUUGGCUACUAUACAUUCAAGCAUCGGCGAGUCAAUCAAAAAAACGUGUUAUAACUGGGUGACCAGCUUACCACGAGUGAUGCAAAUGAGCGAUGAGACUGCCAAGGUUUCCGCACUGCACCAACUUGAAGCAUCAUACAAAUUAUUGAGCACAUUGGAUCUGGGCUCUUCUAUACUUGACGAAGCACUUUCGAGAUCGCUACGAGACGGUCUGUCUAGUGUAAUGGAGACCUCUUCUCACCAUCGGGCGAUGCAAGAGGUUUUGUUAGACCCGAAUAGUCAGGAUUUGAUGAUGUUGUCAAGCGAACAGAUACUCUUGAGGGAUUUCCCUCCCAUAUUGAUGCCGGAAGAAAGUCAAAAGUCUACAAGAAUCGCUAUUGUAACAUUUCUAAGGUCAUUGAAUGAAUCGCAAUCACACAUGAUCAUGGCCAGCGAGAUGCUCGAGUAUGUACGGCAAGCAUCUGGUCCAAGUCUAUUAGCUGCUUACUGGAUCUCAUCCCAAUUGAUACAGUUGGCUGCUUCUCAAAACGAGGAAAUGAAUGAGUUUUUCGAAUCGACACUCCUUGCUUCGGACGACUAUCAAGCCACCAACCAUGAUUUGUAUUCUUACUCGAUAUCAGUUUUGUCCAGUGAAGACCAUAAUCUCGAUUGGCGAGUAAAAGGGAUCGCGCUAGAGGUUGUGUCUAAUUCGGCCAAGCGAUUAAAGAAAGACUUUCGAGCAGAGCUUGUGGAUAUACUAUACCCCGUGUCGCAGCUUUUAGGUUCGACCAGUGCUGAUUUAAGAGGGCGCGCAACUAUUUGUCUAAACACACUUGCACAAGCUUGCGAAUACCCGAGCACCCGAGAACUUAUCGUGGAGAACGUCGAUUAUAUGGUGAACGCAAUUUCGUUGAGAUUGAACACAUUUGACAUAUCACCCCAAGCUCCACAAGUACUAAUAAUGAUGAUUCGGUUGACGGGACCAUCUCUACUUUUAUAUCUCGACGAUGUGGUAUCUUCUAUAUUUGCCGCUUUGGACAAUUUCCAUGGCUAUCAGGGAUUGGUAGAAGGUCUAUUUGCCGUGCUCGGAGAGAUUGUGGAAACGGGCUCACAAUCUCGCCAAUUGCGACUACCUGGCGUACCACAUGUUGAUGUCUUCCAACGUGGAACUCGUGCCAUUACGAUUGACAGCAUCGUUCAGGCAAUCGAGAGGCAGCAAGAACGACUCAAGAUGCAAGAGAGUAUCGGACCAGAUGAGUUUCCACGAGAGCCGUGGAAAAGUGCCUCUGCAUUAUUGGACGACAUGAAAGAGGUUGGUGAAAGCAACGAAGAUAACAAUGUCGAAACAGAAAAGAUUCCUGUUACAAAAACCUACACCAUGGUCCAGAACAUUAUCCGCCUCUGUCAGCACUAUCUUACAAAUCCAUCCCCUACAUUACGUACGCGAUUGCUGGGAUUGAUACGCACAUCCUCCGCUGCUCUACAAAGCGACCAGGAGAACUUCUUACCUCUUGUUAAUGAUAUAUGGCCUGUAGUCAUAGAUCGAUUAUACGAUAAGGAAUCACAUGUUGCCAUCGCAGCUGCAGACUCCAUCGCUGCUAUCUGCAGAAGUGCUGGAAAUUUUCUUAACACGAGAAUUGCUGCGCAGUGGCCCCGCUUGAUUGUGUUGGCCAGGCAGACCAGGGCUAACAUGUUGGCGGAAAAAACUGGAACUGGUGGUCGUGGUAUACACUCACAGGCUGCACAGAUGUGGGAGAGUGUAGUGAAGCUUUUGAUGGCUAUAGUGGAAUGUACGGGAGUGAACGAUGACGCAUUCGAUGACGUUUUGGAUCUUCUGGCAAGAAUCAUACCGGACAGAAGCGACGUUCGCGAUGUGUUAUCAGCCGUGAAUGCUGAUGCAGUAUGGUUAGUGUUACAGUCUGGUUUGCGUUGUGAAAUUCAAAUACCUUCGCUUGAUGGCUAUAUAUUUCCGUCUCCGAGACCUCUCAUCAUAGUUUAAUGUAAUGUAAUGAUUGACAUAAAACUUACUCAUAGUCGCGAUCACUAUGUCUUGCAUUUUCUCACAGAUAGAUCUCAUGGACA